GAGGGGUCCUUUCUAAGACGGGUCUACGCCUCGGUCCCUCUAGGUCUUGGCACUCGGGACUGAACCUCGGCGGGAGUGAGAUCCCGCACGGAAGCGGACUGAGGUUUCAAAAUGACUUCCAUCUUGACUUCCACUUUAAAAAACCUUCCCAAUACAUCAAAAUGGGCCCUCAGAUUUUCUGUAAGACCUCUGAGCUGUUCCUCCCAGCUAUUAGCUGCCUCAGCUGCCCAGCCCAAAUCAAAGAAGACCUUAGCCAAACCCAAUAUGAGGAAUAUCGUGGUGGUAGAUGGUGUUCGCAUUCCUUUUUUGCUGUCAGGCACUUCAUAUAAAGACCUGAUGCCACAUGAUUUGGCUAGAGCAGCACUUUUGGGUUUAUUGCAACGGACCAAUGUCCCAAAAGAAGUUGUUGAUUAUAUCAUCUUUGGCACAGUUAUUCAGGAGGUGAAAACAAGCAAUGUGGCUAGAGAGGCUGCCCUUGGAGCUGGCUUUUCUGACAAGACUCCUGCUCACACUGUCACCAUGGCUUGCAUCUCUUCAAACCAAGCCAUGACCACAGCUGUUGGCCUGAUUGCUUCCGGACAGUCUGAUGUGGUCGUGGCUGGUGGUGUUGAGUUAAUGUCCGACGUCCCUAUUCGUCAUUCAAGGAAAAUGAGGAAAAUGAUGCUUGAUCUUAAUAAGGCCAAGACACUGGGCCAGCGACUGUCUUUGCUCUCUAAAUUCAGAUUGAAUUUCCUAUCACCUGAGCUGCCUGCAGUGGCUGAAUUCUCGACCAGUGAGACCAUGGGCCAUUCUGCAGACCGACUGGCUGCCGCCUUUGCUGUUUCUCGACUGGAACAAGAUGAAUAUGCCCUGCGCUCUCACAGUCUUGCCAAGAAGGCACAGGAUGAAGGACUCUUGUCUGAUGUUGUUCCCUUCAAAGUACCAGGAAAAGAUACAGUUACCAAAGACAAUGGCAUCCGCCCUUCCUCACUGGAGCAGUUGGCCAAACUGAAACCUGCAUUCAUCAAGCCCUAUGGCACAGUGACAGCUGCAAAUUCUUCUUUCCUGACUGAUGGCGCUUCCGCAAUGCUGAUUAUGGCAGAGGACAAAGCUCUGGCCUUGGGUUAUAAACCAAAGGCAUAUUUAAGGGAUUUUGUGUAUGUGUCCCAGGAUCCAAAAGAUCAGCUUUUACUGGGACCAACAUAUGCAACACCCAAAGUUCUAGAAAAGGCAGGAUUAACCAUGACUGACAUUGAUGUUUUUGAAUUUCAUGAAGCUUUCUCAGGUCAGAUUUUGGCCAAUUUUAAAGCCAUGGAUUCUGACUGGUUUGCACAAAACUACAUGGGUAGGAAAACCAAGGUUGGAUUGCUUCCUUUGGAGAAGUUUAAUAUCUGGGGUGGAUCACUGUCCCUGGGACACCCAUUUGGAGCCACUGGCUGUCGGUUGGUCAUGGCAGCUGCCAACAGAUUACGGAAGGAUGGAGGCCAAUAUGGCUUAGUGGCUGCCUGUGCAGCUGGAGGGCAGGGCCAUGCUAUGAUAGUGGAAGCUUAUCCAAAGUGAUGGAUCCUGAGGAGGAGACCUGACUUCUGUGCAGCACUUGCACUGGGCAAUGCCAUUUCAAUGCAUUACUAAGUGAUACCUGUAGUUCCUAGUUCCUCUUAGGAAAACAUCUGUGGCCUUCUGUUAAGUACUUUGCUAUUAAGCCUUGCCAACGUUCUGACGUUUUUCAAUAAUCAUAGCUUACUGCUCUUUCAGGGAUUUCUGAGUUACCCCAAUAUCACACAAAUACAUUUAAACAGUUGUUUUUGAAUCUCUGUUGUCAUUAAGACUAAAGUAGUGGUUGUAGUUUGUGAAAGAGGUUAGCUGAGAUUUGGAAUCAUCUGUGUAACAUUUGCAAAUUAUACUUCUUCCUAUCUGUGUCCUAAAGAUAAGUAUUUUCUCUAAAAUACAAACCAAUGUGCCUCAAUUAACUAAUUAUGGAAAAUAGUUCAUUAUCUAAAUAUCGCUGAAAAACUUUGAAAGUAAAUGUUGAGAUAUAUAAAUACCAUGUUGAUCAACCUCAAUAAAAUAGAGAAGUAUUGGAGAA
Marmota flaviventris (yellow-bellied marmot) is the source of this 2065-nucleotide messenger RNA. RefSeq names its product hydroxyacyl-CoA dehydrogenase trifunctional multienzyme complex subunit beta (gene Hadhb). Gene Ontology annotation, cellular component: mitochondrion. Gene Ontology annotation, molecular function: acyltransferase activity, transferring groups other than amino-acyl groups. NCBI's taxonomy places the organism in Eukaryota, Metazoa, Chordata, Mammalia, Rodentia, Sciuridae. Gene Ontology annotation, biological process: fatty acid beta-oxidation. The record is from RefSeq and is a predicted model, not a curated record.